Molecule: messenger RNA, 2034 nt
Organism: Nannizzia gypsea CBS 118893
Lineage: Eukaryota; Fungi; Ascomycota; Eurotiomycetes; Onygenales; Arthrodermataceae
Product: kelch domain-containing protein 4
Exons: 3
Coding region: 1-2034 (677 amino acids)
Molecular function (GO): protein binding
Source: RefSeq, a predicted model, not a curated record
AUGGCAAAGGAUAAAAAGGCCAAAAAGGCCGAACAGAAAGCUCGAGCUGCUGCAAAGCAAUCGAAGAAAGCGUCACAGAAGGAGAAAAAGGCCAAGGCCAAGGGCUUGAAUGAUGACAGUGACGCGGAAGACGUUGACCUUGAUGCUGUUCUGGCUGCCUAUGCUGAGGAGCAAGCCAAGUUUCUGAAAGUCACUGAAGUCGCGAGUGGCACACCGUCUCCGCGGUCUUCAUCGACCAUCAUUGCUUCACCAUCAAAUCGAGGGGAGAUUUUCCUAUUUGGUGGAGAAUACUUUGAUGGAUCACUCGCCACAUUCUACAACAAUUUAUAUGUAUAUCUAAUUGAAAAGAAUGAAUGGAGAGUUGUUACCAGCCCGAACAGCCCCCUUCCCAGGAGUGGCCAUGCAUGGUGCCGCGGGGGGAACGCGGGAGGAAUAUACCUCUUUGGAGGAGAAUUCUCAUCGCCUAAACAAGGGACUUUUUACCAUUAUAAUGACUUCUGGCACCUGGAUCCAUCCUCCAGGGAGUGGACUCGUAUAGAGACGAAAAGUAAGGGUCCUCCGGCUCGAAGUGGGCACAGAAUGACAUACUAUAAGAAUUACAUCAUAUUAUUUGGAGGUUUCCAAGAUACCUCGCAACAGACAAAGUACCUACAGGACGUUUGGGUUUAUGAUUGUCAAAAAUUCACCUGGUACAACCCUGCAUUGCCACCUGCAACGCAAAAACCCGAUGCUAGAUCAUCAUUCUCUUUCCUCCCACAUGAGUCAGGGGCAGUUCUCUUCGGCGGAUACUCCCGUGUCAAAGCUGCAACCAAAGUCAGCAAGGGGCAAAAGGGUGGUGGCAGCGGUGCCCAGCGUUCAGUCCUUAAACCAAUGAUCCAUCAAGACACCUGGUUUCUACGGGUCACCCCGCCUCCGGCGGACGCACAAUCUACUGCUUCACCAACUAUUCGAUGGGAGAAGCGGAAGCGACCCGUCAACGCCCCAAACCCGCCGCGCGCAGGUGUUACCAUGGCAUUCCAUAAAGGACGGGGUAUCUUGUUCGGUGGUGUACACGAUGUUGAAGCAACUGAGGAAGGUAUAGAAAGUGAAUUCUUUGAUAACCUCUUCGCGUGGAAUAUCGAAAGAAAUCGUUUCUUCCCCCUUCCGCUCCGAGCGCCCAAAUCGGGUGGUAAAAAGCAGCAAGUAGCUGAGAGAGCAAUGAAAUCACGCAAUAAGGGAAAGGCUGAUGAGGAAGAGCUACUUCGUAAUCUAGCCCUACUAGAGGCGAAGGCCAACCCAUCAAAAACCGAAGCGGAGCUACUGCCAGAGACAGAUGACAAAGAUGAAGAUGAACCCGAAUCGUUGGGGAAGAAAUCACUGCCAGUUCGGUUUGAGAUGCCUCAUCGCCGGUUCAAUACACAGCUUACUGUCCAGGAAGAUACCCUAUUCAUGUAUGGUGGUACCUUUGAGAGAGGUGAUCAAGAAUUUACACUUUGUGACAUGUAUUCCAUCGACCUGCUCAAGAUGGACGGCGUGAGAGAAAUAUUCUACGAGGAGCCCGAGCACUGGAAUGAUGCAGUCGUACCUGACAGUGAUGAAGGAGAGGAAGAUGAAGAUGGCGACGAUGACGAUGAAAGUGAUGAAGGUGAAGAUGAAGAUAUGGAGGGAGCCUCGUCCAUUACCGCACCUUCUACAGCUGCAACUGAAAUCACAGAGCCUGCCUCCGUGGAAGCUGAACCAGAGAAGGAAGAAGAACAAGAGCCAACUGUGGCGGACUCCCGCCCACACCCACGUCCAUUUGAAAGUUUACGCGAGUUCUACAGCAGGAGUUCGACAGAAUGGCAGGACAUUGUUCUAGCAAAGCUGAGGGAGAAAGACAGUGGUGCGGAAAUGUCGGUCAAAGAACUUCGUAAGGUAGCGUUUGACCUUGCAGAAGAUAAAUGGUGGGAUUGCCGUGAGGAGAUUACCGCCCUUGAAGAUGAACAAGCAGAGGCCGGAAUUGGUGAGGUGGUUAGCAUGGCAAGUCGAGGUGAUUCAGGGCCAAGGAGGAGAUGA